This is a messenger RNA of Vavraia culicis subsp. floridensis, 2510 nucleotides long. RefSeq lists its product as uncharacterized. Bases 1 to 2376 code for a protein of 791 amino acids. The transcript has a single exon. NCBI's taxonomy places the organism in Eukaryota, Fungi, Microsporidia, Pleistophoridae. The record is from RefSeq and is a predicted model, not a curated record.
AUGACGAUUUACGCCGAGGUCAUGAGAAAAUGGAACAAAACCGUAAAGUUAAUGAAAAAUGAAAUAAAUGAAGAGAAAAAGCGAAGGUUCAAGGAGCGUAAGAGAAAUGUGAAGAAAACAAAAGUAGCAAGCGGAGAGAUGUUAGUAAAGAAGGAAAUGAAUGGUGUGCGUGAAACAUUGGAUGAUUACCAGUUGAUUGAACUAAAAGAAAUGAAGGAAAUUGCCAAGUUAGAGGAGGAAAAGAUCAUGAAGAUGAGAGAGGAAAUUAGGAAGAGGGAGUUGGCACUAAAAGAACAGCAAAGAAAAAAUGAAAUAGAGAGAAAAAAGGAUGAAUUAAGGAAGAAGAGAGAGGAAGAGGCUAAAAGAAAGGAAGAGAUGGCUAGGAAGAAGAGAGAGGAAGAGGCUAAAAGAAAGGAAGAGAUGGCUAGGAAGAAAGAAGAGGAAGAGGCUAAAAGAAAGGAAGAGAUGGCUAGGAAGAAAGAAGAGGAAGAGGCUAAAAGAAAGGAAGAGUUGGCUAGGAAGAAAGAAGAGGAAGAGGCUAAAAGAAAGGAUGAGAUGGCUAGGAAGAAAGAAGAGGAGAUUACUAAAAGAAAGGAUGAAAUGAAGAAGAAAUCAAAUAUUAAAGAUGAAGUUGGAAACAAACGCAAAGAAGAACAGAGCAAAGACCAUUUGGAACAAGAAGACGGGUUGGUAAAAGAACACAAAGAUGAAAUUAAAAGAACAAGAGAAAUUAAGGCAUGUAAGAGGAGACAAAAAAGUAUUACGGUUAAGAAAGAGCUUCAAAGGGAUGAUGAAUAUGUAAAGUUGGAAGAUGAAUGUAAAUACAAUCCAACGAAUGAGAUGAAGCGUGAUAUAUCGGUGGUCAGUGGAGUUGAACAUGAAAGAGAGGAUGGUACAAGCACAAUCAGGUCAACGACAAGAAAGAAGCGCGAUACCACUGCAAUAGGUAGCUUGGUUAAGAACAAGAGGCGUGGGAACGCCACAACAUUUCUAAAGCAAUCUACAAGGAAUGGAAAUGAAAAUGGAGAAAGUGCUACAGAAAGAGUAGCAAAAUGCGGUGACAAACCUGUACAUGGUACAAAAAUGGAAAAAGACGAGGGUUGUCCGGUAGAUGGUGCGAGGAUAGAAGAACGUGCGGUGCACAGCAAACUUACAAAAGAUCCUGUUGAGCAGGUGACUUUUCUUCAGCAGCAUCUAAACGCACUUGAAAUGGACAAAAACAAGGAAAGUAAAAAAACGAGAAGUGUAUGCAGGCGCAAUGUCAGAAACGAUGCUAUCAUCGCAUCUACCGUCAGAACGAGUAACGAAAACGUUCAUGAAAAAACGAAUGAUGAGAACAAUCCUUUUCAUACAACGGAUGAAAGCGUUAGAAAGGAGAACGUUUAUAGCGGCUGCUUGAUCAGUGCGCUGGACCGCAGUAAAAUUGAACAGCUGCAGGGCGAUGUGAGCAAAAGAUUGGCCGAAAAAAUCGCGGAGGAGAGUAAAAACGUGCUAAAGCCGAAAAAUAACAACGUUCAGAUGCCGCCUUUUGGCGUAGACAUCACUGGAAAGAUCGAGCGCGUGCCUGAAAGGAGCCAUAACGAAGAGAAUAUCAAUCCUGACCUGGAGAAGGAACGGUUCCACAAGCGGAUGAUAGAAAAUUCUCAGCUGGUUGAGGAAUUGAUGAAGCCAUUCCCUUGUAGGAAGAGCAGCAUAAAAAUAUUUCUUCCAAAGAAGGCCUCCUCCUCGCAUAGCUCCUCCAACGGUGAUCUUAAGGAUGAAAACAACAGCUACGUCAGGAGAUUGAACAUAUAUAAAAAGAAGCAUCACCAAACAAGACGGCAGCUUAGACGACAGCAUAUCCUCAUGCAGAAGAAUAAACAGCUAAAUCAAGCAUUUGAGAAAGUAAAGAAUCUCUUCUUAGAGAAAAAGAUACGCGAAUCAAUCCUUGUAAAUAACAGCCUGAUGGAUCAGUCGAUAAGAGUGGAGGAGAACAAUAAGGUUGAUCAAAGCGUUAGAAAGCCUUUAUUUGAGGUGCCUGGCAAAGAGACCAUUCCCACAUCACGAAGACCAGAUCUGAUCUACAGGAAGGCUAUCGACAAAAAAAUGUCUGGGCUGAGGUUCUCAACACCUCGCAAGUCGUUUGACCCGAGUUCUUUUGUUCCGAAGACCAAUUUGCCAUCCUUCAACGCAAAGAACGAGGAUGUGUUCAAAACCAGUUUUAAGAAGAAGGCAUGGGCGGUUGAGGACAAUAUCACGGAUAUUGUCAGCAAUCAGAAUCAUUUUGAGAUCGAACAGUACUUUAGCGCACCAGCCAUUGAUAUAUGUGCGAUGUUCCCAGCAGCACGUAGCAUCUCGAACGACAGCCCGAAUAAGUUUGUAACUAACUCUCAAUAAAACGAAUAUUGGUAAGUAAUUGAGAUUACGAUGUUAUUCUAUGGCAGCACAGUGCUAUUAUACCGUAUUUUAUGUACUCACCUUCACAAUGACAUCAUUGGUUGUUAAUAUUAAAAUUAGUACCUCAUCAUGCU